This is a messenger RNA of Danio rerio (zebrafish), 3815 nucleotides long. The record is from RefSeq and is a predicted model, not a curated record. NCBI's taxonomy places the organism in Eukaryota, Metazoa, Chordata, Actinopteri, Cypriniformes, Danionidae.
CCCGUGACGUUGCUAUCAACCUCAGCAGCUCGUCCGACUUACCAGUGACUUCAGAAGGCCCCGUGUGUGUUUUUAAACGAUGCUAGUAGGAGUCGCGCAUAAACACCCACAUUUUUAUCAGUAUUAAUCACUUGCGCGUCAGGAUGAUUAUAGAUAAUGUUGACGCUCUGAAAUCCUGGCUGGCUAAACUUCUUGAACCCAUAUGUGAUGCUGACCCAUCUGCAUUGGCGAAUUACGUUGUGGCGUUAGUAAAGAAGGAUAAACCCGAGAAAGAACUGAGAGCAUUGUGUGCAGAUCAGUUGGAUGUUUUCCUUCAGAAAGAAACUACAGGGUUUGUGGAUAAACUCUUUGAAUGUCUAACCACCAAAAAUUAUUUGGGACCUCCAGCUGUUAAAGAAGAGGUCAAAAUUCCAGUACAGAAGCUUGAGGAGAAAGAAGAGACUGCUCAUGUUGAAGAUGAUCGGGAGAACAGGAGAAGAAGAAGCCCAUUGAGGAAUCGUUCAGACUUCAACGAAUCAAGGGCUAGAGACGACCGCAGGAGAGAUGACCGUAAGCGUAGAGAAGUGGACCGCCACUUGAAAAGUGGAGAAUCAUACCGAGACCGACAUGAGCGGCGAGGAGGAAGCUCACGGGGGAGAAGCUACAGUCGCAGCAGGAGUCGUAGCCGCAGUGGUAGCCGUGGAAAGAGCCGAGAAAGAGAGCACAAUCAGAGGAGAGCAGAGCACAGAUCCAAAUUUGAGCAGGAGCGAAAGGAAGCAGAGCCUUACAACCCAUCUUCAGCCCAUAUGAGUAACCCACACCACCAGCAGACCCAUCCACCCCCCUUGCUCCCUCUGCCCCUUCCUCAGCACCAGUUUCCCUCUUCGGGGAGCCCCGCCGUCCCUAAAGCUGCAACCGUGGUAGCACCAGUUCACCUGCCUGACAGCACUACAGAGAGCUGGUCCGCAUACUUCACCAACCAUUCAGACGGCAAGACGUUCAACAAGAGCAACACACUAAAACACCGCUGCCGAGACUACGACGAGAAAGGAUUUUGUAUACGAGGGGAUCUCUGUCCUUUUGAUCAUGGCAAUGAUCCUCUGAUCGUGGAUGACGUUACACUUCCUACCAUGAUCCCUUUUCCACCCCCACCAGCCCUGCCAAGGAUGCCCAUGCCACCAAUGACAGAACCUCCUCCUGGCAUGCCCAUGCCUCUUCCACCUCAUGGACAGCCCCCGCCUCCAGGCAUUUACCCCAUGCCAGCUGGAGGCCCCCCUGCAAUACUGUCACGGCCCACUGGGGGCUUGCUGCCCACAGGACCUCCUCUAAUCCCAGCUACUGGGAUAGACACUCCACCCCACUCCAGAACCACCACCUCUUCCCCUUUGGCCCUUCCUGGAGUGGGACCACCUCCUAAUCCUCCUCCACCACUUCCUCCUUCCUCUUCUUCCUCCUCUUCUGCCUCUCUCCACCCUCAGUACACACUCUCUGAAUACAACUAUGACCCUGAGGCCUAUAACCCAGAGUCUCCAGGACUGACCGGACCUGGCAGAGCUCAGUACCGUCAUUUCAUCCCUCGCAUCCAGACACAGAGACCCAACCUUAUUGGACUCACCUCUGGUGAUGGACUAAACUCUCGAGCAGCUAACAUAGUGAUCCAGACAGAGCCAUCAGUCACGAGUGUAUCAAACAGUGAGAUGAGGUUCAACUCUGAGCAGGAGAACAGGAAGAGAUGUCUACCGUCUACAGAUGGACCACAGGUCAAAAAACCCUGGAUGGACAAGCCAAAUUUUAAUAACCAGCAUAAACCCACAUUUCCGAAAAAGCACUAUUAUGUCAACACCAAACUAGAAGUUCGCAGAAUCCCUCGUGAGCUGAACAACAUCACCAAACUCAACGAGCACUUCAGCAAGUUUGGCACAAUAGUCAAUAUUCAGGUGGUGUUUGGUGGCGAUCCCGAGGCAGCAUUAAUCCAAUAUACAGCCAAUGAUGAGGCUAGGAGAGCUAUCUCCAGUACUGAAGCCGUUCUCAAUAACCGCUUCAUCAGAGUUUACUGGCAUAGAGAACCCACAGCCAACACACAGGAGCAGGGACCCAGUCAGAGCACAAACCCUGGACAACAACAUCCCCCAACACACAAGGUGAUUAACAAGCAGCACCCUGCAGCAUCUUACGUACUGAAUAAGACCAUCCCAAAACACCAUGCUGCCACAGGAACCGCAGGCAUCACGGGCAGCACUGAACCAACCAGUCCAAGCCAAGAACCCUCAGUGGGACUGACACCACCUUCAAGUUUAGUGAAAGGUCCGUUCUCUCGCACCGUGUUGAAAGCUGCAUCAAAAUCAUUAGGAAAGACUGGGAAAGCACUGGAAGCUCAAGAGGCUCUGAAAAAGAAGCAGGAGGCGCUGAAACUGCAGCAAGACAUGAGAAAGAAGAAACAAGAAAUGCUUGAAAAACAGAUUGAAUGUCAGAAGGUCCUGAUAAACCGCCUGGAGAAAAACAGAGGAAUGAAGCCAGAGGAGAGGGCCAACAUCAUGAAGACUCUCAAAGAACUGACAGAAAAGAUUUCUCAGCUGAAGAACGAGAUCAGCCCGACCGCACAAGCUACUGCCAACACAACACAAUCAAAGUCAAAAACAGACGCACAGAAAGAAUUGCUUGACGCCGAGUUGGACUUCCAUAAGAAGCUGACAUCAGGUGAAGAUACCACUGACCUGAAGAGGAGGUUGGGACAGUUGCAGGUGGAGGCAACACGGUUGGGACUGAUACCAGCUGGGCGUGGCAAACCAUCACUGGCACCAACCCGAGGCAGAGGGAGGGGCAGAGGGCGGAACCUCAGAGGGCGUGGAGGAGCCAAUCACAUGGUGGUAGACCACCGGCCCCGAGCACUCUCCAUUAUUGGCUUCACUCAGGAGGAGAAGGAAGAACUCAUGCCGCAUUUUGUGAAAUUUGGUGAAAUCGAAGAGCUUCGUGAACAUGAUGCUUCCAGUGUCGUGAUGACCUUCAAAACCCGCAGUGAUGCAGAAAACGCUGCAAACCAAGGAGCCAAGUUUAAGGGUCGAAUUCUACAAAUCUCGUGGUACAAACCUAAAACCCCCUCCGUGUCCACAGAACCAGAAGAGGAAGAGUCAAAGGAAGAGGUCAACGCUGCAGGAAUCCAUGUUAUGACGGAGCCAGUCAGCCCCUUUCUGCUCCCAGAGGAAGAGGAAGAAGACGAUGAUGAAGACGAUGAAUACGAGAGCCGCUCAUGGAGGCGAUGAGGAUGGGGAAGCGGCGCCACUUUUUGUUGGAGGACUAUUAUUUUAAUGAUUUUUUUUGUUUGUAAUUUAAGUCCAUUUGAAUGAGACGAAUAGUUUUUUUUUCUAAAUGAGGGUUUUCAGUAUUUUGAGAGCUGGAGAAAUGAGAAGGGCAAGGAGCGUCCUCUGUCCAGGAGAACAUACGAGGAUGUGAGACGACCUGCAGUGUUUCUGUCUCUCUGAAAUUCUGCAUUAUAUAUAUCAAACUCUCACUUUUGCUGAGAGCGAGCGCGAAAUGUUUCGACCGCGAGGCGUUUUGUUUCACUGUGCAUGAGCAGAUGUCAGUAACUCACAACAUUUGUGACUACUGUGAAUUUCUUUUUAAUCACUAAAUCCUUUCACCCGUUUCCCACCACGAAGCUUCAUCUGCACUUUGUGCCACUUUGGCCUUGGUAGAAAUUAUUUUGAUGGCAUCAUUCCCAUUAAAGGCAUCUCUUUCCUUUAUGAAGAAAUGAAAUGCCCUCAUGAUGUCAAACCCCUUCAAAUCUUUUGUAUCUGAUUUCCAAAAAUGACCCAAUAUAUAUGUAUAUAUCCCUUGAA